This is a messenger RNA of Nylanderia fulva, 1910 nucleotides long. RefSeq names its product homeodomain-only protein. NCBI's taxonomy places the organism in Eukaryota, Metazoa, Arthropoda, Insecta, Hymenoptera, Formicidae. Gene Ontology annotation, molecular function: DNA binding. Gene Ontology annotation, cellular component: nucleus. The record is from RefSeq and is a predicted model, not a curated record. Gene Ontology annotation, biological process: cell differentiation; regulation of transcription by RNA polymerase II.
GCCUCGUCAGUCGCCUGCGUACCGUUGUCGGAGUGUGUUGUCUACUUUGGUUACUCUACUACCUACGCUCACGUCGACCUCGAGGCACAAUAAGUAAAUAUAAGAGGGAAACAUGCUGAAGUCUUACCCCACGCGAUUUCCCACUAGUGGAACUGGUGGUACCCGGGUGAUUCGCUUGACAGUAGACCAGGAAGCGGUUCUUCAAGAACAGUUUAAUAGGUGGCCAAGAGCACCUUAUACCGCGGACAUUGUACUGCUCGCGGCUGAAACUGGUCUAUCCGAGGCUGAUGUUGAAGGAUGGUACGCUAUCAGAUUGGCUCAGUGGCGGAAGGAACAGGGUCUUGGCGGAAAUAUUGGAUUACACUGAUUGUUACUGGGAGACGCGACAAUGUUAUUUCACUUUGUACCUGAAAUUCUGAUUUAUGUACGCACACAGGAAACUGGACUGAUGGCAAAUUAUGCGCCUUAAUGUACCUUAUACUUCAUAUUCAUAAAAUCGAUUAUUUAGCAAUUGAAAGUUUUUAUUAGAUUGAAUAUGUAAUUGAGUUUAAAAUUUUGUCAAAUUUAUAAACGUAGUUUUUUUUAUUUGAACAUAUAUAGUUAAACAUUUAGAUUAAUGCGUAAAUAUAUACAUAUAUAUUUAUUUUUUAUUUUCUUUUUAAUGACAAAUAGUCUUAAAUAGUAUAUACAAGCAUACAUACUAUUUAAUUAUUUUUCAUUAACAAAAAUAAUUAAUUUAAGAAAAAAUAUUAUUUAUUGCGUAGUUUUAAUAAAAUUAUAUUGUUAUAUUAGAGGAAGUCCAAGGUUCAUUAUAUUAAUGGCCAGUCUAUGUACAGAAAUGUUUUAUUCUUAAAUUAUGCACAAAUUGCAAUCAAUACAAAUGUAUCUGAAACAAGCAAGUUGGGGGAUAUCUCAGUUUUUUUUGGCUGCCAUAAGAAUAUUCAGAUAAAAUGGCAGCUAUUUUGUGUUAGGUGUCAAUAUAUUGCAUCAACCACCAUGUGUGUUUUUGCAAAAUUCAUGAGACACGUCCGAUUAGUUGUUGUCAUAUCCGGAAGAAGACAACUGUUUUAAAUUGAUAACUGAUUUUUAAUAAUAUUGAUAAUCAAUUUAAAACAAUUGAUCAUAUCUAUUUUAUAGCUUAGUAUAGUAAAGCUAGUUUAUUUGUUCAGACAUCCACAUUUCGACUAAGUAGUAUUAUAGUAAUAAAGGUAUGCGCUAAGUCUGCACUUUAGCUAGAUAUCAUAAAACAUGUAUCAUUCCUUCUCUGGCACAUCAUACAUUGGUAUUACUAAGUAUACGUUUACUUUCUUUUUAAAUCAUGAGAAACAAUGCAGAAACGAACUUGAUAUCAAAUCCUAAAGUUUGAUAUAGUAUGCUUAGACUGUAGUAAAAGUAAAAAAAAGAGAAAAAGAAAAAAAGACUAAAUUAUGUGAAAAGUGUAUUCGGAAAUAAAAACCGACUCCUUGUGCACAUCUGAUCGUGUUACAUUCGAAUAAGUCAUUUUUUUCAAUCAUGAUAUUAUUACUCAACACUCAGGCAAUUGAAACAUAAAAAUCUAGUGUUGUUAAAUAUAAUUAAUAAUUAUAAAUCAAAAACUCAAUUUCCUCAAGUAAAUAGAAAGGAACAUCAUUGGGAAUACCUUUGAACCAGAAUUUUUUUACAGCUGCCGCCUACCAUUGUUAUUAAUUAACAACGGAAAUUCAUUUUCCUUGCACAUCGAGUUGCAUCUUAGUUAUGUCGCAUUCAUUUUGCAGAAUUGCUUCUAUAUAGAGCAUCAAUAUCGAAGUUGUUAGAAAAGGAAUUAAAGUAUUUCACUUUAAUAUAAUGUAAUUUAAUUUAAAGUUCAUUCGAAAAACACUGAAUUUGUUUAUCGGAUAUUAAUAAAGAUGAGAGCCAAAAUAAACCGAAAA